This is a messenger RNA of Fundulus heteroclitus (mummichog), 664 nucleotides long. Its product is annotated as troponin I, fast skeletal muscle. The transcript has 6 exons. Lineage: Eukaryota; Metazoa; Chordata; Actinopteri; Cyprinodontiformes; Fundulidae. Gene Ontology annotation, biological process: muscle contraction. Bases 101 to 628 code for a protein of 175 amino acids. The record is from RefSeq and is a predicted model, not a curated record. Gene Ontology annotation, cellular component: troponin complex.
CACUAAACCCAACGUCUAUAAAGAGACCAGAAACCAGUGGCGGUUUCAUUCUUCUCUGUUUUCACCCACGGACGGCAGGAAGGGAUCAGCUGCUGGGAAGAUGGCCGAUAAGAAGAUGUCGCUGAGCCGCAAAAAUCAUCUCAAGAGUCUGCUGCUCCAGAUCGGAAAGGAAAUGCUGGAGGAGGAGGCUCGGGAGGCCGAGGAGGAGAAACUGAAGUACAUGGAGGAGAACUGUCCCGUCCUCUCCUUCCCACAAUGCACUCUGGAGCUGCAGGGGCUGUGUCGACAACUUCACAAGCAGAUCGAGCUGGUGGACGAGGAACGAUACGACAUGGAGGCGAAAGUGAAGAAAUGCAACAAGGAGAUCGACGACCUGAAGAUGAAGGUCCAGGAUCUUAACGGCAGGUUUAAGAAGCCCACGCUGAGGAGAGUGAGGAUGUCGGCUGACGCCAUGCUGGCUGCCCUGCUGGGCUCCAAACAUAAAGUGUCCUUAGACCUCAGAGCCAACCUGAAGCAGGUGAAGAAGGAGCUGAAAGAGGAGGAGAAGCAGACAGGCGACUGGAGGAAGAACAUCGAAGAUAAAGCUGGGAUGGACGGCAGGAAGAAGAUGUUUGAGACAGAGGCUUGAAUAAAAUGGAGUUGAUGACAUGAUUAAAUGUGUUUG